Aspergillus caelatus is the source of this 1400-nucleotide messenger RNA. Its product is annotated as M20 family metallopeptidase. Gene Ontology annotation, molecular function: hydrolase activity. Bases 59 to 1318 code for a protein of 419 amino acids. Lineage: Eukaryota; Fungi; Ascomycota; Eurotiomycetes; Eurotiales; Aspergillaceae. The record is from RefSeq and is a predicted model, not a curated record. The transcript has a single exon.
CACCUCCCUUGCACGGCAUACAUCCUUCCACGUCUGCCACACAUUGCUGUUCUACAAGAUGGUACGGUCAAGCUUGUCAGAAAUUCUCACGGCAGCAUCAUUGGACUUGGCUCCCUACGAGGACCUUUACAAGUAUUUCCAUGCGCAUCCUGAGCUUUCCCGGCAAGAAAAAUCUACAUCGGAAAAGCUCGCGGCACAUCUGGCCCAGCUGAAAGUCUAUGAGCUUCAUACCAAUAUCGGAGGCUACGGCCUAGCGGGUGUGUUUCGAAAUGGCGAGGGCAAGACUGUGCUCCUGAGAGCGGACAUGGAUGCACUUCCCGUCAAGGAGAUGACUGGGCUCCCCUAUGCAAGCACCCUCACCAUGCGCGAUACUGAAGGGAAUGAAAAGCCAGUGAUGCAUGCUUGUGGUCAUGACAUGCAUAUUACAUGUCUCCUAGCAGCAGCAGAGACGCUUGUAAAGAUGCGGGACGCAUGGAGCGGGACUUUGAUUGUGCUGUUCCAACCAGACGAAGAGCGAGGUGGAGGCGCGCAGGCUAUGGUUGACGAUGGACUCUAUUCCAAGGUUCCAAUUCCUGAUUAUGUCCUUGGUCAGCACGUCAUGAGAAUGCGGGCAGGAAGCGUUGGUUCGCGCCCUGGAGCUAUCAUGGCUGCUGCCGACAGCAUGAAGAUCACAGUCUAUGGGCGUGGUGGUCAUGGAUCUCAGCCUCAUCAGACAGUGGAUCCAGUGCUUCUUGCUGCACAUAUUGUCAUUCGACUACAAGGUAUUGUGAGCAGAGAGAUCAACCCAAGCGACCUGGCUGUCUUGACCGUCGGAAGUCUCCAGGCUGGGCAGACAGAGAACAUCAUUACCGACAGGGCCGAGAUCGGCGUUGACUUUCGGUCUGUUAAAUUGGAGAUUCGGGAACAAAUUAUCUCUGCGAUUCAGCGUAUCGUCGAGGCCGAGUGUGCGGCGAGUGGUUCGCCUAAGCCUCCUGUGUUUACCCCGACGAGACGCUUCCCACCUACCGUGAACGACAACGAUGCUGCAUCUCAAGUUGCCGCAACAUUUGCGACUCACUUUGACAACUUCGAUGACGACGUACCGCGAACUAAUAUUAGCGAAGAUUUCUCUACGCUGGCAACCUGCCGAGGGAUCCCUAGCUGUUUCUGGCUCCUAGGAGGCAUUGAUCCUGAACUUUGGGAUCAGGCACAGGCAGAUUCUCGCACAGAAGAGAUCCCAGGAAACCACUCGGCGCUUUUCGCGCCCGUUAUUCAGCCAACAAUGAGAGUUGGAAUGGAUGCGUUGUGCCUUGCUGCCCUGACUUUCUUGAAAAAUUGAUUGCAUGUCUUAUAGCCCUAGAUUUCUUAAUACGAGGUAAAUCAGGAUAGUAAUACAACACCAUGGUUAAUUUAUUGGCAAA